This is a messenger RNA of Chanos chanos (milkfish), 2251 nucleotides long. It is a transcript of the gene rbm22, whose product is annotated as RNA binding motif protein 22. The coding region runs from base 1 to 1281 and encodes 426 amino acids. The transcript is spliced from 11 exons. Gene Ontology annotation, cellular component: U2-type catalytic step 1 spliceosome; U2-type catalytic step 2 spliceosome; Prp19 complex. The record is from RefSeq and is a predicted model, not a curated record. Gene Ontology annotation, molecular function: U6 snRNA binding; metal ion binding; pre-mRNA binding. Lineage: Eukaryota; Metazoa; Chordata; Actinopteri; Gonorynchiformes; Chanidae.
AUGGCGACGUCUUUAGGAGCUAACACUUACAACAGACAAAAUUGGGAGGAUGCGGAUUUUCCCAUUCUCUGUCAAACUUGUUUGGGUGAGAAUCCCUACAUCCGUAUGACCAAAGAGAAAUAUGGCAAAGAAUGCAAGAUCUGUGCUCGUCCUUUCACCGUGUUCCGCUGGUGCCCAGGGGUCAGGAUGCGCUUCAAGAAGACUGAGGUGUGUCAGACGUGUAGCAAGAUGAAGAACGUGUGUCAAACCUGCCUGUUGGAUCUGGAAUACGGUUUACCUAUUCAGGUCAGAGACACAGGACUUGCCAUUAAAGAUGACAUGCCAAAAUCAGACGUCAAUAAAGAGUAUUACACCCAGAACAUGGAGAGAGAGAUUGCUAACUCUGAUGGCACACGGCCUGUGGGGCUCCUGGGGAAGGCCCCAAGCUCCAGUGAUAUGCUGCUGAAAUUGGCACGUACCACACCUUACUACAAGAGAAACAGACCCCAUAUCUGCUCCUUCUGGGUCAAAGGAGAAUGCAAGAGAGGAGAGGAGUGUCCUUACAGACAUGAAAAGCCCACCGACCCAGACGACCCGCUGGCUGACCAGAACAUCAAGGAUCGUUAUUAUGGUAUAAAUGACCCAGUGGCCGACAAACUUCUGAAACGUGCCUCCACCAUGCCCAGACUGGACCCACCUGAGGACAAGACCAUUACCACGCUUUACGUAGGAGGACUGGGAGAUACCAUCACAGACUCAGAGCUCAGGAACCACUUUUACCAGUUUGGGGAGAUCCGCACCAUCACCAUAGUGCAGCGGCAGCAGUGUGCCUUCAUCCAGUUUGCCACCCGUCAGGCGGCAGAGAUGGCUGCUGAAAAGUCCUUCAACAAACUUAUCAUCAACGGCAGACGGCUCAAUGUCAAAUGGGGCAGGUCCCAGGCGGCCCGAGGAAAGGAACGAGAGAAGGAGGGAGUGACCGAGUCUGGAAUGAGGCUGGAGCCAGUACCAGGCCUUCCUGGAGCUCUUCCCCCACCUCCUGUGUCGGAUGAGGAGGCACCAGCCAAUUAUUUCAACCUGGGACCAAACAGUGCUCCUGCAGUCAUGAACAUUGGGCUUCCACCUCCUCCCGGUGUAGCUAUGCCUUCUCCUCCUGGUUUUGGCCCCCCUAUGUUUCACUCAAUGGAUCCCAUGGCUCCCCCCAUGCCACCCCCCAUGGGCAUGAGACCCCCCGGCCAGGUCCACUACCCUUCCCAGGAUCCCCAGCGCAUGGGUGCCCAUGCAAGUCGCCACGGAGGGCCCUAGAACAUUCUCCAGCUACCUCGGUCUUCAGCUGUCCUCGUAGGAGUAAAGGACCAUCAAAGAAUCUUUCCCCUGUCAUAUUUUUUUUCUGCUCUUGUUUGAUUUUGUGUCUCCAUUGUGUAGUCCAAAGGGAUAUUUUGAUGUAAAGAAUUGUAGUAGUUUAAACACAAACAAGAGACUGACCUACAAAUCUUUAGGUCAUAGAAAUUUUACCAGUGUUUUAAUACUUAUAAGCCAGGUGAAAAACCUCAGUGAUUUGACCUUUUGACCCCUUUACUCACUCUUUGCCAUGGUUGUUUUCAUUCCUGACUUAUGUCGACCUUUCUUUCUUAGCCCUGUUAAUACCCAUGUAUUUUUCAUUAUGUGUUAAGGCUAUGGAUAUCACGGUCACCAAACAUUCUAGUUAAGCAUUUUGGCAUAAACUUUCCAGGAGUUAUUGCAUAUGUUUUUAGACAGGUGUAUUCAUACUCUUGUAUACCUGAAUUGUCUUGUCAACUUACCAGCAAACACUUGAUAGGUGGAAUGGCAGUGCACACGAGCUGAAAGUGCACUAGAAGUGAUUUGGGAACAGUGCUAGAGGAAAGUGGUGAUUUAAAUAUUGGUUGUAGUGACCAACAAGUACCAUGUGGGGGCACCAUUGUACAAUAUUCAAAUGCAGUCGAAUGAAACGCUGUUACUUUAGAAGACGCUGCAUGAUCAGGUAGACAUCUAGUUACAGUGUUUCUUUCUGCAUCUUACACUGUGUGUUCUCCUUUAGAGCAUCAUAUGAUGUUCAAAUGAGUCUGAGACUCAGCUGAGUCACUGAAAAAGCAUGUUCAUCAGUGUAAAUGGACAGUGUAAGAAAAACAUUACUGUGUAUUGCUCUAUUUUUUUUUUUUUUGAUUUAUUUUAUAUGUCAUCAUUUUGUUCUUCACGUCAAACAAUUUGGAAAGAUUUCUGUGGAAUUUUAAUUAAAUGUUUUUAGCGAACAUCU